Molecule: messenger RNA, 831 nt
Organism: Cladophialophora yegresii CBS 114405
Lineage: Eukaryota; Fungi; Ascomycota; Eurotiomycetes; Chaetothyriales; Herpotrichiellaceae
Exons: 1
Coding region: 1-831 (276 amino acids)
Molecular function (GO): protein binding
Source: RefSeq, a predicted model, not a curated record
AUGGAACACACAGAUGCGUCAGAGACUUCUACUCGCUUUGAGAACGAAUUGGCCUUGCUCGAAGCGAUGUACCCCGGCCUCAUUUCUUUCGACUCAAAAAGCCGUGACCUCAAAUAUACCUCCCCGAAUUCGUCCAGCGCAACUUUGGUUUUACGACUUCACGACCAGUAUCCUACAGGCCCCGACAAGCCCCAAAUCAUUUCCGCGUCCAGUGGAUCCAGGAAUGACAUCCGCAACAAAGUACAACAAGCGGUUGAAACCGUUAUGUUCGAGGAGCAGGGCUCGGAAAUCCUGGACAUCUUGAUCAACCGGUUCGAAGAAAUCACGGCUGAGACUGCGCAGGGUCCCGUGGCCGGAACCUCGGAUGGACAACACAAUGCGACAAAGGACAACGGCGUGGAUGCUGACGCCGAAUUCACCCAGCCAUUCAAGACGGUAAUCAUCUGGCUGCAUCAUCUUUUGGCCACUUCCAAGCGCAAACUCGCUGUAAAUCCGAGUCUGAAUGCAAGGGUACUUAGUCGAAGCGGGUACUCCUCCCUGGACAUUUCGGGCAUCACGAAGCCUGGCUACCCAGGCAUUAUGAUCUUCUCGGGUCGCAGUGACCUCGUCGAAGCACAUGUUGCAGAACUUAAGGCAUUGAACUGGCAAGCAUUCCAGAUACGAUAUGAUUCGGCCGAAGAAAGCAAACAGCAUGACCGUGCACCGGACCAAUGGCAGUUUUCCUGUUGCAAAGGGAAAAUUGUCGAACUUGAGACAAUGGCAGAAAUCGUCCAGAGCAUCGUCAAAGAAGACCAGAAAUCGAUAUUCCUCCAGGCUGUUGGAUUGAAGUGA